CUCUGCACGGAGUGGAACAAAAUCAGAAAGGCAAAGAGUACAGUCCGCGGAAAUCGUUCAAUUAAUAGAAAGCAAGAAAAAUACAUAUAUAAUUUUCCCAUAUAUACCCUAUAUAUAUAUCGCCUGUAUAUAUACGAGCCCCGUAUGUAUGUAUCAGUGUACCAAAAGUUGUUAUACAUAAAAUAAAUUGCGAAAGAAAGAAAUACCAUUAUCACCUAAAAAUAGUGGCCGACUCUCAAAGGAAUAUCAAUUUUAAUAAUAACGAAACCAAACCAAACGACGUGAGCGAACCAACUAUAUAGUACCAUAGCCGCAAUAUCGCACGCACGCACGCAUGUUCGAGUUAAAGGCCUAAACCGCAGCGAGGACCCCAAACGAAGGUAGCGAACCCUACUGACUCCCGAGUGCGUGCCACCGAAAGAUGACUGUCACUCGCCUUAAGACUCUGACGCUGCUCGUGUGUGCUCUGCUGGCACUGAGUUUUCCCGGAUAUGUGAACAGCGCCAACAGCAACAACAACAACAAGAAAGGAUCCCAGCCAGCGGCGCCGCUCGAGCCGGAGGCGGUCAUCGAGGAGGUCAAUGCCAAGCAGCUGGAGAAGCUCUUGGCCGACAAGGAUUACGUCGCGGUUUUCUGGUAUGCGCGCAGCUGUGUGACCUGUGAUAAGGUUCUAGCGGAACUCGAGAAAAUCGACGAUGACACCGACUCCUUCGGUGUGGACUUUGUGAAGAUCAACGACAAACGACUAGCCAAACAGUAUGGCAUCAAGAAUUUCCCAGCCCUCACCUACUUCAGGGAGAAGGAGCCCAUCAUCUACGAUGGCGACCUCAUGGACGAGGAGGGAGUGCUCGACUUCCUCACCUCUCUGGAGGCCAUGGAUCUGCCCGAUCGCAUCGAGGAGGUCAAUGCCAAGAUAUUGCAGAAGAUCAUCGAGGAUACCGACUUUGUAGCCGUCCUGUUCUGUCCAGAUCAUGAAACAUGCCCGCCCAGGGUUAUGGAUAAACAGCAAUGCCGCAAGUGCGCGAAGGCCUUGCAGGAGCUGGAGAAUAUAGACGACGAGGCCGAUCAGCUUGGCAUCGGAUUUGUGAAAAUACACGACGAGGCCUUGGCCGACGAAUACAAUCUGGGCAAUCUGCCAGCGCUGGUCUACUACCGUCAUCAGACUCCGAUCAUAUACGAAGGUGAACUCCAGCGUGAGGAGGACGUAUUGGAGUGGUUGGUGCAGAAUAAGUCGACUGGGGAUGAGGAUGACGUGAUUGAGGACGUCACCUCCAAGACGCUGUCGACGCUGAUCAGCAAUAUCGACAACCUGGUUGUGCUUUUCUAUGAUCAUGGAAACGACGAUUCGAUGACCGUGUUGGAGGAGCUAGAGCAAAUCGACGACGACUGCGACAAGCAUGGCAUUCAGUUUGUAAAAAUUGACGAUGCCAAGGCAGCAGGCGAUUACGGAAUCGAUUCGAUUCCGGCAAUUGUUUACUUUGAAAAAGAAAUUCCAAACGUGUACGACGGCGAUCUCAUGGACGAGGAACAGAUUCUGAAAUGGUUGUUGGGCCAGUUGGAACGGGAUGAGAUCGAGGAUGUCACUGACGAAAUGCUCGAUACAAUGAUCAAAGAGGGACGCGUCAUUGCAGUGCUGUUCUACGACAACAACGACAAGAAGUCCCAGAAAGUCCUCGAAGAGCUCGAGAAUAUUGACGACGAGUGCGACGCGUUGGGUAUUACUUUCGUGAAGAUCGACAAUCCCGAGGAGGCCGUCGAAUAUGGCAUCAAUAAAGUUCCUAAACUGAUAUACUUUGAAAAAGGCAUUCCAACUAUUUACGAAGGCAAUCUGGAGGAUGAGGAGAAGCUCCUGAAAUGGCUUACAGAGCAAACGAGUUCCGAUCAAAUCGAGGACAUUACCGACGAAAUGUUGGAUUUGAUCAUUGAGAAAAUGCCCCACGUAGCUGUUCUGUUCUACGACAAAGACCAAAAGAAAUCACAGAAAAUCCUCGCAGAAUUGGAAAACAUUGACGAUGAGUGCGAUCAGAACGAUAUUGCUUUUGUCAAGAUCGAUGAUGACAAGGAGGCCAAAGAAUGGGGCAUCGAUGAGAUACCCUCGAUUGUACUCUUUGAACGUGGCAUUCCACACAUCUACGAGGGUGAUCUGAUGAAAGAGGACGAGCUGCUUGGCUGGCUGGUGCAUCAGAAGCGCUACUCCGAAAUUCCCGAAGUCACCGAUGAGAUGAAGGACAAGUUGGUCGAGAACACCGAGCACUUGGCGGUUAUAUUUUACGACAAGGACGACAAGCAGGACAUGCGCAUCCUGAACGAACUGGAAAACAUUGACGAUGAGCUGGAGAAGGAGGGCAUCGUCAUCGUGCGCAUUGACAACGCCGCCGAGGCCAAGGAGUACGGUCUCGACCACUUGCCCGCUCUCAUCUACUUCGAGAACAAGAUCCCGGCUCUCUACGAGGGUGAUCUUAUGAAUGAGGAUGAGGUCCUCGAGUGGCUGCUGGUGCAGAAGAAAACGGCCACCAUUGAGGAGGUCACCGAUGAAAUCCUGGUCAAUCUGAUCAACGAGCACGAAUAUGUGGUGGUCUUCUUCACGGGUCCCUGCGAGCCUGGCGAGACCUGCGACCACACUCUGAAUGCUUUGGAAAGCAUCGACGACGAGUUGGACGAGGCUGGCAUCAUUUUUGUUACCACUGAGGAUACCGGAGUUGCCAAGAAAUACAAUGUCAAGACUUAUCCACGCCUGGUGUUCUUCCGUAACCGUGACCCACUGCAUUUCACCGGAGACCUGGACGAUGAGGAUGAAGUGCUGGCCUGGAUCACGGACGAUGAGACCCUUGAGAUUCCCGGAAAAAUCGAGGAGGUCAAUGUGAAGAUGUUGGAUAAAAUUUUGGCUGAGAACGAUCACGUUGUCGUGUUCUUCUAUGCCGAAGGCGAUAAGAAGGCCCAGAAGAUCCUGAACGAGCUGGAGAACAUUGACGACGAGUGCGAGGAAAAAGACAUUGACUUUGUAAAGACAUCCGACGAUGAUAUUGAUAAGGAAUACGAUCUGCCCGGUCUGCCGGCACUUGCAUUUUAUAGACAUAAGUUUAGAACAAUUUACACCGGUGACCUGAUGAAGGAGGAGGAAAUUCUUGAGUGGGUUAUUGACUUGCACGAGUCUACUGCCGAUGUCAUUGAGUCUGUCGAUCGCAAGACCCUGCAAGUUCUGAUAAACGAUGUUGAACACCUGGCUGUGUUCUUCUACGACGAUGAAUGCGAAUCCUGCUCGGACAUCUUGGAAGAGCUGGAGAACAUCGAUGACGACACCGAUAAGCACGGCAUUCAGUUUGUGAAAUCGAAUGACGUUAAGUUGGCACAUGAGAUCGGCAUUUUCGCAUUCCCAGCUUUGGUCUACUACGAGACCGGCGUCCCGAUCAUGUAUGAUGGCAACAUUGCCAGCAAUCAGGACGUCUUCAACUGGAUUCUGGAGCAGAAGGCCGACCAAAGCAUACAGCUAAUUGAUCGGGAGCAGCUCUUUGAGUUUAUAGGCACCAAAGACUUUUUAGCGGUUAUGUUUUACAAGGAAGACGAUCCCGACUCACCGCGAGUGCUCCGACACAUCGAACUGAUCGACGACGAAGCCGCCGAAUAUGGCAUUCACAUAGUGAAAAUGCACGACAAGCUAAUGGCCAAGAAGUACGGCUACAGGAACCCCCCGGGUCUGACCUAUUUCCGCAAGGGAAAGUACAUCAACUACGACGGCGAUAUCGAUGACGAGGAGGAGGUGCUCGACUGGCUGACUAGUCCUGCCAACAUGGAGAUGACCGAUCACAUCGAGCAGGUCAACCGCAAGAUGUUUGAAAAGAUCCGCAAGAACUCCGACUACGUGGCGGUGAUUUUCUACAGCGACGAGUGCAAGCAGUGUCCUCGCGUCCUGGCCGAAGUGGAGCACAUAGACGAUGAGGCUGACAAGGCGGGCAUCGACUUUGUCAAGAUCGACGACAAGCAAAUGGCCAAGGAAUACGGAGUCUUUGCCCUGCCAGCCAUAGUUUUCUUCAAGCCCACAUCCAAGGAGCCAGUUAUAUAUGCCGGUGAUCUUUACGAAGAAGAACAGAUCCUCACUUGGUUAAUCACGCAAAAGGACCCAAGUGGAGAUGUUAUCGAAGAUCUCGAGGGCGAACGACUCGUUCAGCUAAUUGAAGAGUCUGGCUCCAUCGCCGUGUAUUUCUGGAACAAGACAAAGUGCGACAUUUGCAAUUCCAAAGCGGCGCGCAAGGCGCGUCUGAAAAAGGAGCGCGACCAGCACCAGCAGGAGGGUGGAGCCGCCAGCGCCGCUGCUGCCUUUGGCAGUGAGACCGAUCCUUCCGAGGCGGCUGCUGGUGGGGCGGAUGGGUCGCCAGCGUCCUCGCCAGAUGCACCGUCUGCGACUGCGGGCGCAGCUGCACCACCGGACGCGUCGGCUGGGAAGCAAGAAGAUGAUGCGGACGGCUGUGAGCAGUGCACCAAGGUCCUGGAGGAGCUGGAGAACAUUGACGACGAUUGCGAUAAGCAUGGCAUAACCUUUGUGAAGACCAGAGACUUUUCCGUGGCCGAUGGCUAUGGCGUACACGAGUACCCGGCACUGGUCUACUUCGAGGGAGGAAUACCCAAUGUUUUUGAGGGCGAACUCAGUGAGGAGGAGGAGGUGCUCCAAUGGCUGAUCACACAGAAGACCGAGGAUCGCAUCGAGCUUAUUACCCGCCAAAUGCUCGAGACCAUGGUGGAGGAGACCCAGUACCUGGCCGUGUACUUCUACAAAAUCAACUGCAACAUCUGCGACCAGAUAUUAGAGGGUCUGGAGCUGAUUGAUGAUGAGUGCGAUGUGUUCGGCAUUCACAUGGUCAAGAUCCAAGAUCCUCAGCUGGCCAAACGUUAUUCGAUUAAGACCUUCCCGGCCUUGGUUUACUUCCGCAAUGGAAAUCCCUUACUCUUCGAGGGCGAUCUGCAAAAUGAGCAGUCGGUUCUGGAAUGGCUCAUUGAUGACGACAACCGGGAGUUGGCCGAUGAAAUCGAGGAGGUCAACGAGCGCAUGCUGGAUCGUCUAAUGGCCGAGUCCACCCUCUUGGUUGUGUUCUUCUAUGACGAUGACUGUGCUGAGUGCGAGGAGAUUUUGGAGGAAUUGGAGGAGAUCGACGGCGAGGCGGAUAUGUUUGGCAUUGACUUUGUUAAGAUUGCCAGCAUCGAAGCAGCCAAGAAAUACGAAAUUGUCAACAUACCUUCCCUGGUUUACUUCAGGAAACAAGUGCCUGUCCUAUAUGAUGGCGAUAUGCAUCAACACGACAAAGUUAUAACCUGGCUGACCUCACAAGAUGUCUUCGAAAUCAAAAACGAAAUUGAAGAAGUCAACAGAAAAAUGCUGGACAAGCUUCUUGAAGAGAACGAGUUCUUAUCGGUGUUUUUCUAUGAGCACAACCAACCGGACAGCACAGCGGCUCUGGAAAAGCUCGAGAACAUAGACAGCGAGACGGAUAACCUGGAUAUAACGUUUGUAAAAAUGGCUGACUCGCGCUAUGCCAAGAAAUGGGGAGUCACCAAACUGCCGGCAAUGGUCUAUUUCCGCCGGCGAUUCCCCAGCAUAUACAGGGGCGACCUUCUCUCCGAGGAUGAGGUGCUGGAAUGGCUGCGCAAGAACCGCUUCCGGCAGCCCGAGCUAAACAUCUUCAUGUAUGCCCUGAUCGCCCUGGCGGUGGCCUUUGUCAUCUACACAGCCUUCCUGCUCCAGUGCUUCAAGCCGGCGCCCCCGCCACCCGUCCAGCACCCCAAGCAGUCGUGAAUGCGCUAGGCCAGAGCACGGUAAAAGUUGGACAGAAGCACUGAAACAUGUUGAAUAGUUAUGCAACUAUCAUGGACGGGUUUCGAUCAGAGAGGAAGCCCUUAAACGAGAAAAUCAAUCCUAAAAUGAUUAUCAUCACAUACGCGUAUCAAUGUUCAUCAAUCUAUCAUCAAAUCGUCUAAAUUAGACGCCGAUACAAACGACUGUGCUUGGUGGACCAGAAAUAAAAAUGUCCCAGGCUAACCAAGAUCCAUUGCUUUUGAAAUAUCUUUUGAAACAGCUUGAUACUUUGGAUACUUCCAUAUUUACGUCAGUACUCAUGCUCAUAUUUACGUCAAUAUAGAACUCAUUUGUCUUCAUACUUAUGGUACUUCAUAUAAAAUCAAAUAAAAGAACAAACUCAAGUCAUAGUAAUUACGUUAACGUUAAAUUUAAUUGCCAUAUAAUAUUGUGAAAUAAAUGCCAAUAAUAAUUUUUACAGUAAAAA
Molecule: messenger RNA, 6272 nt
Organism: Drosophila kikkawai
Lineage: Eukaryota; Metazoa; Arthropoda; Insecta; Diptera; Drosophilidae
Source: RefSeq, a predicted model, not a curated record